Molecule: messenger RNA, 838 nt
Organism: Rhinolophus ferrumequinum (greater horseshoe bat)
Lineage: Eukaryota; Metazoa; Chordata; Mammalia; Chiroptera; Rhinolophidae
Gene: HELT
Product: helt bHLH transcription factor
Exons: 4
Coding region: 82-807 (241 amino acids)
Biological process (GO): regulation of neurogenesis; anterior/posterior pattern specification; regulation of transcription by RNA polymerase II
Cellular component (GO): nucleus
Molecular function (GO): DNA-binding transcription factor activity, RNA polymerase II-specific; RNA polymerase II cis-regulatory region sequence-specific DNA binding; protein dimerization activity
Source: RefSeq, a predicted model, not a curated record
GACGCUCGAGGAGGCACACGAGGUGGAGUGUGGACGGGUGACUCGCGCCACCGCCUCUCCCGAGGGCGCGUUCUGACCAGGAUGUCAGAUAAACUCAAGGAACGCAAAAGAACCCCGGUUUCCCACAAAGUGAUAGAAAAGCGGAGGAGGGACCGGAUUAACCGCUGUUUAAACGAGCUGGGCAAGACGGUGCCCAUGGCCCUGGCGAAGCAGAGUUCCGGGAAGCUGGAGAAGGCGGAGAUCCUCGAAAUGACCGUUCAGUACCUGAGGGCCCUCCACUCUGCUGAUUUUCCCCGGGGAAGGGAAAAAGAACUGCUAGCGGAGUUUGCCAACUACUUCCACUACGGUUACCACGAGUGCAUGAAGAACCUGGUGCACUACCUCACCACCGUGGAGCGGAUGGAGACCAAGGACACCAAGUACGCGCGCAUCCUCGCCUUCUUGCAGUCCAAGGCCCGCUUGGGCGCCGAGCCCUCCUUCCAGCCGCUAGGGUCACUCUCGGAGCCAGAUUUCUCCUAUCAGCUGCACCCAGCGGGGCCAGAAUUCACGGGCCACAGCCCCAGUGAGGCCUCCGUGUUCCCGCAGGGCGCGGCCCCCGGGCCCUUUCCCUGGCCGCCUGGAGCGGCUCGCAGCCCCGCGCUGCCCUACGUGCCUAGCGCGCCCGUGCCGCUCUCCAGCCCCGCGCAGCAGCACAGCCCCUUCCUAACGCCGGUGCAGGGGCUGGACCGGCAUUACCUCAACCUGAUGGGCCACGCCCACCCCAAUGCCCUCAAUUUACACACUCCCCAGCACCCCACGGUGCUCUGAAGCCAACCGAGCCGCCAGAUUUCUCUGCGCU